GGAUCGGACAACUAUUGAGAACAAGGGACUCCUACGCCCGCUUUAAAGCUGAGGACCGGCAUUGAUCUAUAACCUACACGCUGCAGUUGCCGUUCGUGGUCAUGGAUGAUUUUGUCCGUAACACAUUAAAUGAAUGGGGCUUCAGCGAGUGGAUAGAAAGAUUUGAAGAUCAACGUAUUGACACGGAGAGUCUUUAUUGUCUCGAUGAACACGAAAUCGACGCCUUGAUCCCAAUAGUGGGACCAAGGUCAAAGUUCAAGAAGAGACUCAAGUUGUUAAAGGAACAAAACACAGCAAAUCCAGAAACAGUUGAUUCGUCUACUCAAGUUUGUCCGUCCACCAGCGGCACAAGUGAUGAAGGAAAGAGAAGGUUGGAUCUUCAGGGCGAGUCUAGCCAAUCACCAACUAAAAAACAACGACUUCACACAAAACCAGGAUCAUACUCAGAAGAAAUCAUACUGUCUGAUGUGAAAACCAUCAUGAGAUGUGUCCAUCAGAAAAUACCUAGCCAAGACAACAAGCUAAACAAUUUCCUGAGGAAAAAAAUAAGUGGUUUGGAGACAGACAAGAGGGAGAUGGUCGGUGUCUUUGGCAAAACCGGGGCUGGAAAGAGCUCUUUGAUAAAUGCCGUCAUUGGAGUGAAGAAUCUCUUGCCCUCUGGAAGAGUCAGUGCAUGUACCUCAGUCAUGAUUAAAGUGGAGGCUAACAUGCAGAACUCAAAGUAUGAGGCAGACAUUGAGUUCAUUACAGAAGAGGAGUGGACCGAUGAGCUGUGGUUCUUGUUAAACUUCCUCGGGGAUGAUGCAGAUCAGGAAAGUGAUCAGAAAGAUGACGAUGAUCGUCGGGAUAUUGUUGAAAAGCUGUCAGCACUGUAUGGAGAAGACUGGGAAAAAAAAUCUCCUGAAGACCUCAUGGAUGGCAAAUAUUUCAAAGAGAUCCCAGAAUUUCGACUUCGCAAGAAAAAGACUUUGACAGGCGAAACAGCUGAAGAGCUAUCCGCGAAAUUAGUCAAAUACACAAAAAGCGACCCAAAACAUGGAGAAGUGAAGAGGUGGUAUUGGCCACUAGUGAAGUGUGUCACUAUCAGGGUGCCAAAUAAUGAUCUUCUUAAGCAUGUCACAAUUGUUGAUCUUCCUGGAAAUGGGGACCGUAACAAGGGCAGAGACAAGAUGUGGCAACAGGUCGUUGGAAGUUGUUCCACUGUGUGGAUCGUGACUGACAUGAAUCGAGCUGCGGCAGAGCCAGAAGCCUGGGAGAUCCUGGAAAGUGCCAGUAGCUUCAUGGGAAAUGCUGGCGAGUGUCGGCAUAUUCACUUUAUCUGCACCAAGUCUGAUCUUAGUGAAGAUUCAGAAGAUCAUUCAGCAGCUGGUGUUCGUGAUUUCAUAUUGAAAGCAAACGAUCAAGCAAAGAAAGAAGUGAGAAAAGAAUUCAGCAAACUACACACGGUUAAGAAACAUUUCAGUGAUGAAAGUUUCGAAGUGUUCACAGUGAGCUCCAAAGAGUUUCUAAAAAAGAAACUUCUACAUAAAGAUGACACUGAAAUACCCAAACUUCAGAAAUUUCUGCAGAAUCUCAAUGACAGUCACUCAGAGACGUUAAACUAUGUGUCUGGAGCUCUUGGGAUUCUCUCUCUGAUUCAAGGGGCCAGCCGUAGAGAAGGGGCUGACAUAAAGACAGCUGUAUGCACAGUCCUGAAACAAAAGAUGAGGCAUGAACUUGGUAAAAUCAGGGAACCCAUGGAAGAGACCUAUCAGGCUUUCGAAAAAAGCCUCAGUGAGGGGGUUGAAAAAUCAAAAAGUUCAUGGGAAAAAGUCUUGAAGUCGGUCAUACAUCCUAGAAAGACAGGUAGUGGUUUCCAUGGGACCCUGAAGUGUAUAGUACAGCACGAUGGUAUCUACAAAAAAACAAAAAAACAUAAAGAAAUAAACCUCAAUAUGAAGUUAUCUGCAUGCCUGACUGAGAGCAUUGAUGAAAAAUUCAAGAAGACUUUCCCAAAUGAAGGAAAAGCAUUCAAUGGUGUCCUGAAUUCGUUUUCACUUGACACGAAGAAGAUGAAGGAGAAGACAAAGUACAAAGAUGUCGAGCUGCAACUGAUAUUUCUCAAUACAGAGGAAGAAAAGAUGAAGACAAAACUGAACAAAAUCAUUCGCGAUCGUAAGAAAGAGAUUUACAGCAGUCUGAUGACAACAAUUCAGACAGCCAUGCAGGAAUGCUACAACAAUGCAAAACAUAUUAGAGGAACAGGGAUGCUGCAAAACAUGAGGGCCACUAUUGUGAAGCACGUACAUGGGUCAAAGGACGUCAUGUUUCAGGAAGCUAAAGAUGUUAUGUUGAACCAGCUGAGGGACUUGAUGAGCUACAUCCUGAAGGAUCUGGAAAAAACAAUGCACGAGUCAAUUGAGUUGUCGCUCAAGAAUGAUGGUGUCUCAAUCCCAGACGUUACAGUGGAGCUUGACAUGGUGAGGAACCACCAUAAAGAACUGAUGGGAAACCCAGAUGAAGAAAACCACUAAUCUGUGCUGCACAGCUGAUUACCAACUGAAGAGCCCCGCGGGCUCACUGAUUAGAGCCGGGAGGCCUCUGGAUUGAUCUCCACCAUUUUUGUCAGGCCAUUUAAUCCAUGUUCUCUGUGUUGUUUUGAUAUGUUCUUUGAAUUAGCUUGUUGUGAAUUCAAUGCAUAGAGAUUCAUUCAUUCAUGAAAAAUUUGAUAGAACUAGAUGAUAUUAAUAAACCAGCCUAUCUGGUUUCUCAUUAUUUACUGAACAAUUGUUUUGUUUUAAUCUUCACAGGUUUUGUCAUGGUAUACUGUCCAAUAAAGAUCACUUUCAAAGUUC
Messenger RNA from Anoplopoma fimbria (sablefish), 2834 nucleotides. RefSeq names its product nuclear GTPase SLIP-GC-like. Gene Ontology annotation, molecular function: GTPase activity. Lineage: Eukaryota; Metazoa; Chordata; Actinopteri; Perciformes; Anoplopomatidae. The transcript is spliced from 22 exons. The record is from RefSeq and is a predicted model, not a curated record. The coding region runs from base 102 to 2513 and encodes 803 amino acids.